This is a messenger RNA of Cryptomeria japonica (Japanese cedar), 561 nucleotides long. RefSeq names its product putative disease resistance protein At5g47280. The record is from RefSeq and is a predicted model, not a curated record. The coding region runs from base 1 to 561 and encodes 186 amino acids. Gene Ontology annotation, biological process: defense response to fungus. Lineage: Eukaryota; Viridiplantae; Streptophyta; Pinopsida; Cupressales; Cupressaceae. The transcript has 3 exons. Gene Ontology annotation, molecular function: ADP binding.
AUGGGCGGUGGUGACAAAACGACUUUGGCCUUGGCUUUAUGUGAUGAUCCCCACAUCAAAGGUUGUUUCGCAAAUAUAGUUUUCAUCACUGUUUCACAAUCCCCAAAUCUGAAGGGAAUUUUAAAGAUUUUAUGGGAGAAGAUCUUUGGGAAGAAUGUAGCUGAGUUUCAGAAUGUGGAAGAUGCACGUAUGGAGCUUCAGCAGCGGUUUUUAAGGCAGUCUAAACCAACUUUGGUGGUGUUGGAUGAUGUUUGGUCCAGAGCUGAUUUGGAAAUAUUACUAUUUGAAGCUCCAGGAUACAAAACCCUCAUCACAACCAGAGAUACUUCUACCAUCCCCAGAAACGCAUCUACUCGGCUGUAUCAAUGGCCAUUGUUAAACAAAGAGGAUUCUCUCUCUUUUUUCUGCUUAUCGGCAUUUGGACAGACAUCAAUUCCAAGUACGGCAGAUGCAAAUCUAGUCACAGAGGUGCAAGCCGAACCUGGAGUUUUAGCUCAAAUUAUUUUAAAGCAAAGAGCGAAUGUGGAGUUUCUCAAGACAAGCCUGAUAAAGCGAGUUUAG